AUGGAAAUACUUUGCAGCCGGUACCUGAAAAGAAAUGGGGAAAGGGUGUAUUCCUCAGUCCCUAGCCAAGGGUUGGAGCUUGCUACACAAGACCAUUUUAUGUGCAGGAGAAUUUCCUCCCAGAUGUUUGGCGUUCGGGGCCCGCACACCUCAUUGAAUAACCUGAUCCAGCCUUCGCCUUGGCUGCUGAAAGGGCGCUUGGUGGAACGGCUGGAGAACAUGCGGAAGAACAUGAUGGGGAACGGGCUUUCUCAAUGCCUGCUCUGUGGGGAGACGCUCGGCUUGCUGGGGAGCACGGCCGUCUUCUGCCAAGACUGCAAAAAAAAAGUCUGCACCAAGUGCGGCAUUGAAACCCUGAGCACCUCGAAACGGCCCCUCUGGUUGUGCAAGAUCUGCAGCGAGCAGAGGGAGGUUUGGAAGCGAUCUGGCGCCUGGUUCUACAAAGCCCUCCCCAAAUACAUCUUGCCUUUGAAAAACAUCAGCAGAGCCAAAGAGACAACCCUGAGGCCUCUCCGUGUGGAAUCGCCGACCCUGGAGGUCAAAGGCGUCGCCGCGACUCGCUCCUACACCUGGGCCAGGGGAAGAGUCGUGUCCAGCGACAGCGAAAGUGACUCUGAAUUCAGCUCCUCAAGCGUGGACGACCGGACCGUGCCUGCCAGGUCGAAAGCUGUCAAGGACAAAAAACGAGAAGAAUCAGCUGGCCGAGGUGAAGCUGCUCGAACCCCCACUGGGAAUACCUGCCGGCCCUUGGGGUACCAUUUGUCAGGAAGCCAGAGCAGCUUGGGAAGUGACCGUGGCGGCGUCUUGAGCGCCACCGAAAGCUGCCCGAGCGAUCUGCUGGUUGACGACGAGGAUAGCGAUGUCAGCCGCAGCACUGCUGAUUCACAGGCAGUGCCGGCAAAACAACCAACAGCAUGUACAGAUCGCUUGCGCUUCGCAGGGCGAUGUGAGCCACGCAGUGGGAACUCUCUCGCCUUCCCUCUCUGGGCCGGCCGGCCUGCCUUGGCUUGGUCGCAGGGGUCACUGUGAGGGCUCCCUGCCCACCCUGCUCCGUCCGUCCGUCCGGCGAUUCUCUGGUAGGGCAUCCCGUCGAGAGCUGUAUGCAUGACACUCCGAAAAGGAGAGAAAACGACCAUCAGCAUCCAAGAGCA
Sphaerodactylus townsendi is the source of this 1151-nucleotide messenger RNA. RefSeq names its product rabphilin 3A like (without C2 domains) (gene RPH3AL). The transcript is spliced from 7 exons. Lineage: Eukaryota; Metazoa; Chordata; Lepidosauria; Squamata; Sphaerodactylidae. The record is from RefSeq and is a predicted model, not a curated record. The coding region runs from base 1 to 1029 and encodes 342 amino acids.